AUGUUCAUAUUUUCAAAAACCAGUCUUGUAACGAUAAGUUUGUUGGUUGAGGUUGCUCUUUCAGCUUUUUGGCCAUCGAUGGGUAGAAUAUACAGCAGCGAAAUUCUUUCAAAUAUUCAAUUUAAUGACGAAGCGAAAUAUGUGAAGAUGUGUGGUAUCAAAUGUGAAGAAUCAAAAAAAUCAUGUACAGCAUUUCAGGUUGAUCUGAUAAAAGAUGCAGUUUGUUAUCAUUUCAACUAUCUGCCUGACCUAAUCUUUAAGAAAUCCAAUCCGAACUGUUCAGUAUAUGCGGUUUCAACCCUUUCAAAGUUCGUUUUUCUUAAUGUUUCUUCAUGGGGUUUUACUGAUUUGCAAUGUCUACCGGAAUGCCAUUGUCCUGUGAACAGUACAAGAGCGCUGAUCUUGUACAAAUUAGAAUUACUGAACAACACUGCGCAUGAUGUCCAGCAGUUUGACACUUACGCUGAUACAAAAGAGGCUAUAAGAAUGACAAAUUAUUUAAUGAACACUGCGAACGGAACCAUAGUUGUGGGGAGAUCAUGCGACGAGAUAAGCACUAGAAUGGCUCCGGCACUACCUUACUUGGCCAGCGUGAAUUUGAACUUAACUAAUUUGCAGUACAGAGGCAAGUGGCUGUUCGUCUGGCAGCAAGGGGCCUACGGUAAAGCCCUCUCUUUUGUGGACAAUACGAACCUACUGACAACAGAUUGCCCUGGACAGGAGUUGAAAUAA
Helobdella robusta is the source of this 732-nucleotide messenger RNA. RefSeq lists its product as hypothetical. Bases 1 to 732 code for a protein of 243 amino acids. The record is from RefSeq and is a predicted model, not a curated record. NCBI's taxonomy places the organism in Eukaryota, Metazoa, Annelida, Clitellata, Rhynchobdellida, Glossiphoniidae. The transcript is spliced from 5 exons.